CAAGAGCUGCCAGGGGGGCUUCCGGGUCCGGGAAGUACGCUGUCUGUCAGAUGACAUGGCCCUAAGUAAUCUCUGUGACCCUCAGUUGAAACCAGAAGAGAAAGAAUCCUGUAACCCUCAGGACUGUGUCCCUGAAGUCGAUGAAAGCUGCAAGGACAGAUACUACAACUGCAACGUGGUGGUGCAGGCCCGCCUCUGCGUCUACAACUACUACAAGACUGCCUGCUGCGCCUCAUGCACUCGCGUGGCCAACAGACACGCGGGCUUCCUGGGGAGCAGAUAACACCCCCGCACCUACCCAAAGAGCAGAGCAGCAAGUCUGUAAGAGGGUGACUGGCAGGCUGCUGAUCCACCAGAGGCUCCCUGGCCCAGGGCGCUGCCAGCCAAUUUGGUCACCAGCCUCGCCUUCAGUAAAGUGUCCACGCGGUGCCCAGGCACAGAGCCACAGCUCUGAGCAUCGCCAUCAACUGAAGUUCCCUCCUUGGGCAACCUGGCAACCUCUAACAGUGCUCUCUGAAAACCAGUCAGGGGGGCGUUCAGGCAGCUCUCAGCCAACCCCUCCUGGCACUUUCAAGGCAGCAAUUUAGCCCUGACUGGGCACUGCCUCCCCCAGGGGGCUAUUGGCCUUUCCAGUAUCAGCACCUCCUGGACAGUCCGAGGAGGCAGCACCGGUACCCAGGGCCCCACGAAGCCUUGCUGAGCUGCCGGCAUCCCUGUUACCUCAGCCCCGCUGUGCCUGUCCUCUUUCUCAAAGACAUUAAGUUGUUUGCCUGCCUCAUGACACAAACACCUCCUGUCAUGCAGUGCUUUAUUGUUUCACAGGUAUAGUCACAAAUAUUAAUUCCUUAGCAGCUUCUAACACCCCAGAAGGGAGGCAGGGAAUGAAUCAUUGUCCCAUUUUACUAGCCAGGAAACUGAGACUCAUUGACCUCCCAGCCAUAUUCACCUGUUCAGUGGCAGAGCUGAGUCCCAACCCCAAUCAUCUGACCACAAAACCCUGACCCCAAGGCCUGUCCAGAAGCCUUAGGUCUGCAGGAUGCGGCUUCAUUUCAGACCAAGAGUGAGAAUUUCCUAAUUAGCAAACAAAACCCAGGUCUUUGAAUUCUUCCCUCCAACCAAAGGUCAAAACUUUAUCCCAGCAUCAGUUGUUUCAGAAGUCUGUUUCCACCAAUCCCUUCCCCCACAGUCACAGGCCCUCAUCACAGGACUCUGCAGCUCCCAUUAAGCCCCAUCCUUAAAGAAACUCGCCUCUGAGAUCAUAAAGGCCCUGGGUAUCACAGUCAUUGCCUGAAAUUCUGACUUCCUUCCCCAGUGAGAUGUUUUCCCUGGAACCGGAAGUCAGUGUCCCUUUGGCCACAACAGUCCCUUUCUGGUCCCAGAGCAGGUUUCCAGAGCUGUGUGCUCAGCCCCUCCUCAGCCACCCUGCUGGGCUGUUCUCUACACGUGCCUGGUGGAAAGUGUAACCAACCCACACCAGCAAAAUCCUCGUUUCUAUUAGUAAGUGUCUCCCUUUUGUCUUUUUGGUUUGAUUUAUGGAUUUCUCUCUAUUACUUCAAAUCCUUCCUUUCCCACCCAGGACUGACAACCCAUGUCCCCGCCCCCCUCCCAGACAGGAGCACUAACACCUACAUUAAUGGAGCCAGUCUGGGAGGAGGGGCUGUGAGCUCAGGCGACAACUGCAUCAGAGGGCUCUUCCCUGACUCACCUCACCUAACUCUGUAGCUCCAGAGCCUGCCGGGUCAGUAGGGGGUGCGGGUACAGUGCCUAUUGAGAGAGGAACUCUUUGAAAUAUCCAUUAAGAAGAAGAAAAUAUAUGUACAUAUUUUUUCUUUUACCCAUUAAGAAAAGUACCAGGCUAAACAAAUUGUAAGCUCUUAGUACUGUGGUCCUGGGCCCAUUUCCCUUUUAAAGCAAGCCUUAGCAAUUGAGUUUCUCCCAGGAGCCCUUUAAACCAGAAAUCCGCUAAUUAGAUGAUCACUUGCAGUUUUUGGAAGCAGUAUCACCAGUUAGCCUGACACAGGCUGUGUUUCCAGGGAUUCUCUUUGGCUUUCCUGUGGCUGUCCUCUUCCUGGGGAGCCCCAGCACCACUCCCCAGAAGCACCGCCUCUCUCCUGGUUCUUAGGGGACUCCUGCAGAGAGGCAGGCAGGAAGGGGCCCGGCUCCUCCGGCCUCCAAGUGUGUCAGUGAUUUCAUCCCGUGUCCCCUCUUCCUUUCGCUAGAAGUUUUUUGCUUCUAAUCACAAGGGGAGUUUGUCCUUGACACA
Molecule: messenger RNA, 2263 nt
Organism: Myotis davidii
Lineage: Eukaryota; Metazoa; Chordata; Mammalia; Chiroptera; Vespertilionidae
Product: thrombospondin type-1 domain-containing protein 4
Exons: 2
Coding region: 56-283 (75 amino acids)
Source: RefSeq, a predicted model, not a curated record